Messenger RNA from Rotaria sp. Silwood2, 863 nucleotides. NCBI's taxonomy places the organism in Eukaryota, Metazoa, Rotifera, Eurotatoria, Philodinida, Philodinidae. The record is from the annotation of a GenBank genome assembly.
AUGGAAUGUUUACUAUUUGUGACAAGUAUUACAAUAUUAUUUUUUCUAUCUUAUACAUACGCACAACAAUGUGAACAACCAUUAAAUGUAGCUCGAUUUAAUUGUUAUCCAGAAACAGAUCCAACAAUGGAUAAAUGUCUUGAACGAAAAUGUUGUUGGCGAUUACCUAUUCAACAAUCAAAUUCGACUAGUUUACGUGAUUUAGAUGUUCCAUUUUGUUAUUAUCCAUCAGAUUUUCCAACCUAUGAAGUAACAUCAACUAGCACAACAGAUUUUGGUCAACGAAUUCGUAUUCUUAAAACACAAACAACAUAUAUGCCACAUGAUAUAUUGGACUUAACAGUUGAUCUUAUCUAUGAAACUGAACAACGUUUUCGUAUUCGAAUAUAUGAUACAAUUUAUGUACGAUAUGAAGUUCCACUAAAAGUACCUCUAGUACAAAAGAAAGCUAAUACGACUGAUUAUGAAGUUGUAGUGAAACCAAAACCAUUUUCAAUACUUGUUACACGUAAAUCAAGUGGUGCGAUAUUAUUUGAUUCAAGUGUAUCACCACUUAUUUUUGCUGAUCAAUUCAUGAAAAUUUCUACUCGCCUAUCAAGUCCAUUUGUGUAUGGUCUUGGUGAACAUCGACAAUCAUUAUUAAUCAACGUAACAGAUAGUUGGCAAAGAUUAGCAUUCUAUACUCGUGAUUUUCCACCAAUCGAAAACAUCAAUCUGUAUGGUGUUCAUCCAUUUCAUAUCAAUCUUGAACGAACACCAGAUAAUCAAACAAAUGUUCAUGGACAAUUUUUUCUUAAUUCAAAUGCAAUGGAUAUUGAUCUUCAACCAUUACCAGCUUUAACUUAUACAACUAUUGGUGGUAU